Messenger RNA from Physcomitrium patens, 1055 nucleotides. RefSeq lists its product as uncharacterized. Lineage: Eukaryota; Viridiplantae; Streptophyta; Bryopsida; Funariales; Funariaceae. The record is from RefSeq and is a predicted model, not a curated record.
GUCUUUUAGACUUUUGUUAUGAACUUUUUGAAUAGGUCGAGAAACUCGAUAUCGAACUUGGAGUAUUCUGCUCGUUCGCUUGCUUUGACCAACUUCGGCACCUAUGAAUGUUACCUUGAUGUAGCUACAGCAGCUAAUGACUGAACCCAGCAAUGCGUACAAGGCAGGCGCACGAUCGGCUGGACAGUCUGAAGAGAUUGAUGUAACCAUUGUUCCAGAUCGCGAACAAGUUUGAUAGCCGUGUCAUUUAAAUAGAAAGAUGGCCAGCUGGGCUACAAGAUGCACAUGGGUGAUGAUGCUGGGAUUGUUCCUGCUCGCUGCAGACAACUUUGGCUCAGUUCAUGGACUCAGAACGCGUCAAUACCACAUUCACAAGCUUCAUGCAGAGGACAGUUUGCCGAGUAAUCGCGAGGGUGACAUGGACAGCGAGUCACUACUUCACAACGACAUCGUAAGGAAAUUGAACUCAGGUCGAAAACUGCUUCAGAGGAUGACACCACCUAGUAAACCUUCAGUACCUAUGUCCCCAAAGAGAGAACCUCCCGCAAAUGAUUGAUUUGUAUUUUUGUUUUGCAGCGAGUUUAUGCAUUCACAACAAACGCGCAAAUUUGAAUAAGAAAUCUAGAUCGUUGCAGGCAUGCCAUAAACAGAAGCGUCCCGAGAUUUCGAUUCUUCGGUGCGGUGGAGAAUCAGUUCCCGCAUCCAGUUGACUUAGUAAAUACUAGAAGUUUUAUUUCUAAGAAGUUAAAAAAGAAAAUAAGAAUAGAAAUCAGAUUAUGUUAGCCUAGGUUGACUUCUGCUUUUGCUUUCCAUCGUAAGGAUCGCACCGAUCUCGGAAAUUGUGCAUCGAUUUUCGAGUUGUGAUUUUGAGGCGCAGUGCCUCUCUAUUGAACUUUAUCAAUUCAUCAGAGGUAAAUGCAGAAGCAGUAUCACAUGUACAAUCUGUACAAAGCUAUGCAAGUGCACUUCGAACCACUUUACUCAAUUUGUAUUCAAGAUGCUACGAACAGUUUUGUACACUUCUACGCUUUUAGUAAAACCAAAAGUCUAAUCUA